Molecule: messenger RNA, 1191 nt
Organism: Akanthomyces muscarius
Lineage: Eukaryota; Fungi; Ascomycota; Sordariomycetes; Hypocreales; Cordycipitaceae
Exons: 4
Coding region: 1-1191 (396 amino acids)
Molecular function (GO): hydrolase activity
Source: RefSeq, a predicted model, not a curated record
AUGAUUUUCGAACCGCAGUCCCUGCUGGACCAUGCCGUGACCCUCGGCAUCAUAACGCCACAGGUCCUCCGGCAGGCUGGACCUGUACGGGGAGCCAUUGCGCUUUUAAAGUUGCUUUUUGUAUUUUUCCCAAAAGCCACCGUUCAGCUCGUAUGGACGCGGUACCUGACGGCGCGCAAGAACCGGCCGCUGUAUGUGCAGCAGGCCAACGUGGCCGAGGACUUUGCGCUGCGCCUGCUGCGCUGGUCCGCCGUCAGCCUGCACCCGAAGGUGCUGCGCGCCGUCACGGACCGGCCGGCCGCGGCGCACAUCAUCAAGUGGCGCGCGUACCGCAACGGCUGGACAAAGUACAAUGAGCAGGUGCAGGAAAAGGUCUUGGAAGAGGGUCCCGAGAGAACCGAAGGCAUUUGGGUACGACACGACAAGACAAAGAGGCAUGACAUUGUUCUCCUCUACAUCCACGGCGGCGGCUACGCUGUGCUCUCUGCCAAGUUUUACCUCGAGUUUCAACUUGCGGUACAGAGCAGCCUGCUCGAGGCUGGCUACGAGAACCCAGCCAUCUUCAGCUUGGACUACACGCUGGCCCCGGACAAGCACUUUCCGGGGCAGCUCAACGAGGCGAUGUUGGGAUACAAGGAGGUUCUAGCGGCGGCGGACCCGGACACCAAGAUCUGUGUCGGCGGUGACUCGGCGGGCGGCAUGCUCACGCUGACGCUGCUGCAGGACCUCGCGGCGCGCAAGCUGCGCGACGAGCCUAUACGUCACCCGGACCUGGCCAUCCUCAUCUCGCCGUGGGUGACGCUCAAGACGCAUCUGCACCGCAAGUCGGAUCUCGACUACAUCCAACCCGACACCCUUGCGCGGUUCGCCGAUCUGUACACGGGCGGGGGCGGCGUCGGCGCGUACCAGGCGCCCGCGUCACCGGGCAGCUGCCAGGACGAAGGAAUCUGGGAGGCGGCGCGGCCGGCGCGUGGCUACAUUGUCACGUACGGCGAAGAGGAAGGCUUGGCGGACGACAUCAAGUAUCUGAUCCAGCACCAAAAGUCGCGGGGCACCGACGUGCGGGUACUGAUGGACCUCGGCGGCGUGCAUGUGUGGCCGGUGGUCUCGUUACAGUUCUGCACCACCAACGAGAGGCGCGUGCAGGGCAUUCGGUCUAUAGUCAAAGAGAUUAGAAGCGCGUUGGCAUAG